Messenger RNA from Limulus polyphemus (Atlantic horseshoe crab), 1495 nucleotides. Its product is annotated as leukocyte elastase inhibitor-like. The record is from RefSeq and is a predicted model, not a curated record. The transcript is spliced from 2 exons. Gene Ontology annotation, molecular function: serine-type endopeptidase inhibitor activity. Lineage: Eukaryota; Metazoa; Arthropoda; Merostomata; Xiphosura; Limulidae. The coding region runs from base 193 to 1464 and encodes 423 amino acids.
GAACCAAUCAGCGUUCCCUAGACUAUGGGGAAAUCCCUCGCUUUAUAAUCGACGCAUUUGCUGAACGAGUAGACAAACCUCUUUUAUUUGCUUUCUCAGAAAUCUAAAGGCAUAUUUUGGGCUACAAAAGCGUAUCUCAUUUUCAGCUUAUGUGUUAUAAGGUUUAGUUGUGUUCAGGUGUUUUGAAGAGAAAUGAUGAUACUAGGCCUAUUGAUUCUCCUUGUCACAUGCCCUUUCAGCUUAUUGUUCGAGUUUCAUCAUUUUGAUACUCAAAAAAAGGAGCUCCUAGAAAAGCUUGGUGACACCGGCAUUCACUUAGAUAGCCUAUCUGGAGCCAUCAAAGUCACCAAUGCGAGUAACAACUUCGGCCUAACUCUCUAUCACGCUUUACCUGAUUCAGGCAACCUCUUUAUCUCUCCAUUUAGUUUGUCCACUGUACUGACCAUGGCCUAUUUAGGCGCCCGGAAUUCUACUGCUCAACAGAUGAGCUAUGCGCUUGGCUAUUCUCGUGUUGGGUUAGACGCUUCGGGUGUCCUAAGUGGGUUGCAGCAAACCAACGAUCUGCUGAAUAGUCAGAAGAAUAGUUAUGAUCUGGAGGCCGCCAAUGCAGUUUUAGUUCAGCGAGGCUUGGGUCUUUUGGCUGUUUACCAACAGGCACUCACAGAAUACUUGGGUGCAGUUCUGCAAGAAGUGGACUUUGCAACCGAAGAAGUAAAAGUCCAAUAUGAAGUCAACAGUUGGGCAUCACGACAAACAAAAAACAAGAUUUCGAAACUGUUGGAUAAACCACUUCCAAAGGACAGUCUCCUGGCUUUGUUAAAUGCAGUAUACUUUAAAGGCACGUGGCAAACUAUGUUUGACCAAAAGUUGACCCAGUCUGAAACUUUUUACAAUAAUGGACGAACCCCAGUCACAGUCCGUAUGAUGCACUCGAAAUCAAAAUUUCCCUUUUUCUACGAUUCCAAACUUGGAGUAUAUGCUCUAGAGAUGCCCUACAGGGGUAGUCACAUUUCCAUGUUGAUUCUGCUGCCAGAUAAUAGGAACGGACUACUACAUCUGGAGGAUGCACUUUCCAUCCCGUAUUUACAGAAUAUUUACAACAGACUUCAAGAUAGGAGAGUUGAGGUUGCGAUGCCCCGAUUCAAGCUGGAGGCAAAGUAUGAAGACGAUCUGAAGAGAACUCUGCAGCAAAUGGGAAUGUCGGACGUUUUUGAUCCUAGCAGAGCCAAUCUUGCCGGGAUAACUAGGCAACGUGGUCUUUACCUGACAAAGGUCAUCCACAAGUCCUACAUAGAAGUCAAUGAGGAAGGAAGUGAGGCCGCUGCAGUGAGUGUGGUGGUUGGAGCAGAACGAAUAGGAGGCAGGAAUGAUGAACAGUUCAUCGCAAACCAUCCCUUCAUAUUCUUGAUUCGAGACUACCGCACUGGAUUAAUUCUUUUCUUGGGUCGCGUUAACGAACUGUAAUACUCGACGUGGUCGAAGAGAUAAUAUUAUA